Messenger RNA from Aphis gossypii (cotton aphid), 2243 nucleotides. RefSeq names its product kynurenine aminotransferase-like. Gene Ontology annotation, cellular component: cytoplasm; mitochondrion. Bases 696 to 1964 code for a protein of 422 amino acids. The transcript is spliced from 9 exons. NCBI's taxonomy places the organism in Eukaryota, Metazoa, Arthropoda, Insecta, Hemiptera, Aphididae. The record is from RefSeq and is a predicted model, not a curated record. Gene Ontology annotation, molecular function: pyridoxal phosphate binding; L-kynurenine:2-oxoglutarate transaminase activity. Gene Ontology annotation, biological process: biosynthetic process.
UCAAUAAUAUUCAUUAUAUUAAUUUCUAAAUUCAUAACGUUUACAGAGUAGUAACAGCGUGUGCGUGUAUUAGCAUGGAUUAAGCUACCAACGAAUCCGUCACAAGUCUAGUCCGUGACCCUCAGACAUCACGGUGAUUAUAAAAUGUAAGUCCGUUAUGUAAACAAGUUAAAAAAUUCUUUCAGACAACACGUUCUAGUGUAGUAGUGUUCGAUUUAAUUGCGCGCCGUUCGAAGUAUAACGAUUAGUAGAUAAUAAUGUGAUGGUUAGAAUCGAAAGACCGCAUUUAUUGCAUCAACUAUGAACUAACACAGCUAAAAAGUUACGACAAGGAACAAAUGAAUUAGUGCCGUCAACAAACCGUCGAGUGUCAACAGUGUUGCGAGUGCGGUAUCAGCACGAAAUGAUAACAUUAUUGUUAUAACUUAUAAGCUAAAAUUACCGUCUUGAUGCACAGAUGACGAGCUAACAGUCACAUUUAACUAGUGGUUAAUGCUAUGCACCAGUAAUUUAUUGAUUUUGGAUAGUUCUUAGCUGUGUAUAGUUAAAAUAAUAAAUGUACACAUUUAUUUGUAGUUAACAUAAAAAGGAUAAUAUUGUGCAAUAGUAUUAGAAGAGUUCAAUCUGUGCUAAUAAAUACUAAUUUUUUUUCAAAAAGAAAUUUGUUCCUAUCAGUGUAUAAUUAUCAAAAUAAAAUGGAAAAGUUUAAGUUAGCAUCAAGAUACGAAUCUGGCCAAUUUAACGUUUGGAUUGAAUACAAUAAUUUGGCUAUGAUUACUAAGCCUUUGAAUUUAGGUCAAGGAUUUCCAGAUUAUGAACCACCAUCACGUUUUUCUAAUUUUUUAGCUGAAGUGGCCUCGGAAAAGAAUUUAUACUCUCAUCAAUAUACUCGUGGUUUGGGUCAUAUACGUUUGGUGAAAGCAUUGUCCAAAUUAUAUUCAAGCUUAAUUAACCGGGAAAUUGAUCCACUUAAUGAAAUAUUGAUUACAGUUGGAGCAUAUGAAGCACUUUUUUGUACUAUACAGAGUACUAUUGAGGUGGGAGAUGAAGCAAUUAUUAUUGAACCAUUUUUUGAUUGCUAUGAACCAUUAGUACGUAUCGCUGGAGGAACUCCCAGAUUCAUAGCUUUAAAGAAUACUAAGCCUAACAGUUCAGUAUCACAUUCGAGUGAUUGGAAACUUGACCCAGAAGAACUAGCAUCAUUAUUCAACUCUAAAACUAAGCUUAUCAUUGUUAACACACCGCAUAAUCCAUUGGGAAAAGUAUUUGAUUAUGACGAGUUAACAAUGAUUGCAGAUUUGGCCAAAAAACAUAAUGUACUAGUUAUAUCUGACGAGGUAUAUGAGUGGAUGGUGUACGAACCAGCUAAGCACAUAAGAAUGGCUACACUUCCUGAUAUGUGGGAAAGAACAAUUACGAUUGGAUCUGCUGGAAAAACAUUUAGUUUGACUGGUUGGAAACUUGGAUGGGCAUAUGGUCCGGCUAAUCUUAUAAAAAAUCUUGUUGUUGUUCAUCAGACUGCAAUUUAUACAUGUGCAACACCAGUUCAGGAAGCUACUGCAAGAGGAUUUGAGCAUGAAAUCAGUGCUCUUGAUACACCAGAAAGUUAUUUUCAAAAUCUAUGUAAAGAGUUAAGACCAAAAAUGCUUUUUCUGUCCAAUGUGUUAAAAGAAACUGGAUUCAAACCUAUUAUACCUGAUGGUGGAUACUUUAUAAUUUCAAAUUGGACAUCACUUGAAAAUAAAAUAGAUUUAAGCCUGGAAACUGAUAAGUACAAGGAUUUACAGUUUACAAAAUGGCUUUCCAAAAACGUCAAACUUCAAAGUAUACCAUUUUCAAUCUUUUUUUCCGAAAACAGUAAACCAUCGGCUGAAAACUAUAUGCGUCUUUGUUUCUUCAAAAAAGAUGAAACUUUAAAGGAAGCUGAAAAAAUUUUAACUACAUGGACAAGCAAAUUAUCCUAAAAGCCUGAAAGCUCACUUAGUUUUAAAAUUGUUGUUGCAAUGGUUAAUCAUUUUUAAUAGAAUGAUUAUUCUCGCAUAAAUUAUAUUUUUUACAUUUUAUAAAUGUCAGUUUAUGAAAUCUAUUAUAUUAAUCUAUUAUAUACCUUAUAAAUGAAUAUCUAUUAUUAUAAGUUAAUCAUAAUUAAUAAUUAUACAACACAUAUAUUUCAAAGUUUUCAUGAUAAAUUUUAUCGUUAAUAAUAUGUUGUAUGAAAAAAAAAUAAAAGUAAAUAGAUUUAA